Messenger RNA from Mesoplodon densirostris (Blainville's beaked whale), 552 nucleotides. Its product is annotated as ferritin heavy chain-like. The record is from RefSeq and is a predicted model, not a curated record. NCBI's taxonomy places the organism in Eukaryota, Metazoa, Chordata, Mammalia, Artiodactyla, Ziphiidae. Gene Ontology annotation, biological process: iron ion transport; intracellular iron ion homeostasis. The coding region runs from base 1 to 552 and encodes 183 amino acids. Gene Ontology annotation, molecular function: ferrous iron binding; ferric iron binding. The transcript has a single exon. Gene Ontology annotation, cellular component: cytoplasm.
AUGAAGCAAGCGCCGCCCUCGCAGGUGCGCCAGAACUACCACCCCGACUGCGAGGCCGCCGUCAACAGCCAUGUCACCCUGGAGUUCCACGCCUCCAUGUUGUGCCUGGACGUGGCCUUUUACCUCCGCCGCGAUGGCGACGUGGCCGUCAGGUAUUUCACCUGGUUCUUCGUGUACCGCUCCGGCGACCACAGCUCGCGGGUCUGGAACCUGAUAUGCCUGCAGAACAACCGCAGGGGCCGCCUCAACUUCCUCAACAUCGGGAACCCUGUCAGUGACAACUGGAACAGCGGCCUCAAGGCCAUGAAGUGCGCCUUGUUCCUAGAGAAGUGCGUGUACCAGAGCCUGCUCCACCUGUACCAGCUGGCCACCGACAAGAGCGACCACCAGCUGCGCCACUUCCUGGCAACUCACUACCUCAGCCAGCAGGUGGCAUUCAUCAGAGAGCUGGAGGGUCAUGUCACCACCCUGAGCAUGAUGGAGGCCCCGGAUGUUGACCUGGCAGGGUCCCUCUUUGAGAAUCUCACCCUGGGCGACAGCGACAAGAACUGA